AUGAGUCAGGAAUUUUUUGAACUCACUAAAAAUUAUGAUACUUACAAAGAGAGCAAUGAUUCUCUUGUGGAAAAGCUGGAAGCAUGCAUUCAACAAAAUAAGAAUACCAUUGCUAAUGGGAAAAUUGUUGAUAUUCCAAAUGAGAAUCCCUAUGAAAAACUUUCAAAUGCAUUCUUUUUGUUAUACAAUUGUUUAUCAACUGAUAAAAUUCCAAAUAUUCAAUCGCUGAUAUCAAUCACACAAAAUUUAGCUAAAAUACAACGUGAAAAUCAAUUAAAUGGACGUCGAGCAAUUCGACAUUUACGACGAUUUUUCAUAGCCGAAUAUAAAGAAUUAAUGGAUGAAAGAGCAAAACUGGAAAAAGUACGUACAGAUAUGGAUCGUAUGAAACAUGAGGUAAAAAUAGCGAAUACAACAGAAAAAAUUGAAAAAUAUGCUAUACUUUAUGAGCAAGCUGUUGAGGAAUUUGAUGGACAAGCACAACGUACGAUCAUUUUACUCAAUGAAUUACCCAAAAUUAAAACGAUUCAUUUGGUAUGA
Messenger RNA from Cercopithifilaria johnstoni, 540 nucleotides. The record is from the annotation of a GenBank genome assembly. NCBI's taxonomy places the organism in Eukaryota, Metazoa, Nematoda, Chromadorea, Rhabditida, Onchocercidae.